Pseudozyma hubeiensis SY62 is the source of this 228-nucleotide messenger RNA. RefSeq lists its product as hypothetical. Bases 1 to 228 code for a protein of 75 amino acids. The record is from RefSeq and is a predicted model, not a curated record. NCBI's taxonomy places the organism in Eukaryota, Fungi, Basidiomycota, Ustilaginomycetes, Ustilaginales, Ustilaginaceae. The transcript has a single exon.
AUGUCGACUCAGACCCGAACGUAUGUAUCAUUCAUGAAGAGUGAUGCGAUCGCACGGCACAGCACAGCAAUCAGCAGCAGCAACGGCACCAGCAAAGAGGCAGCGGUAGCAGAACCCGUAUCGACAACCGACAUCAGCAUGAACCGCCGCCGGUCACUUCUACUACAUAUCAGGGCUGCAGAACAUGUCAUCCGGGAGCAACGGCAUCAGGUGUACGCAUUUAUAUAG